This is a messenger RNA of Bemisia tabaci, 2605 nucleotides long. The record is from RefSeq and is a predicted model, not a curated record. NCBI's taxonomy places the organism in Eukaryota, Metazoa, Arthropoda, Insecta, Hemiptera, Aleyrodidae.
UUGCGAAAGCUGAGGAUCCACCAUAAGAGUACUUCACAACUGCCAGAAUUUACUCAUUGCUCAUUCUUUUAUUGCAGUUCCGCGGAUUUUACAGCUCAACACAAUAUGGCGCACUUCUUAAUGACGAUUUCGGCAAUCGUUUUUGUCGCAGUGGCAUUCGUCGUCAUGCAAAACACCGAAGCUCAAACCUAUAUGACCACUGAUUCCGCUACAACUACCUAUUCUUCUGCAACCAGCGAUUCCUCCACAUCCAUCGAUUCCUCUACAUCCAUCGAUUCCUCUACAUCCAUCGAUUCCUCUACAUCCAUCGAUUCCUCUACAUCCAUCGAUUCCUCCACAUCCAUCGAUUCCUCCACAUCCAGCGAUUCCUCCACAUCCAGCGAUUCCUCUACAUCCAUCGAUUCCUCUACAUCCAUCGAUUCCUCUACAUCCAUCGAUUCCUCUUCAUCCACCGAUUCCUCUACAUCCACCGAUUCCUCUACAUCCACCGAUUCCUCUACAUCCAUCGAUUCCUCUACAUCCAUCGAUUCCUCUACAUCCAUCGAUUCCUCCACAUCCAGCGAUUCCUCCACAUCCAGCGAUUCCUCUACAUCCAUCGAUUCCUCUACAUCCAGCGAUUCCUCUACAUCCAUCGAUUCCUCUACAUCCAGCGAUUCCUCUACAUCCAGCGAUUCCUCUACAUCCAGCGAUUCCACCACAGCCUUCUAUACCUCGUACGAUACAACGUCGACGACACCAACACCACCUCUGCCAAGUGAUACGACCUCAGGCGCAAGCGAUACGUCCUCAAGCCCAAGUGAUACUGCAACGUACACAACUACAUACUUAACAUCCAUUGAAACCACGAGUGAUACAUCCUCUACGUCCUCAAGCUCAAGUAAUAUGACCUCAAGUUCUAGUGAUAUGUCCUCAAGCCCAAGUGAUACUGCGACAUACGCAACUACAUACUUGACAUCCAUUGAAACCACGAGUGAUACAUCAUCUACGUCCUCAAGCUCAAGUAAUAUGACCUCAAGUUCUAGUGAUAUGUCCUCAAACCCAAGUGAUACUGUAACGUACGCAACUACAUACUUGACAUCCAUGGAAACCAUGAGUGAUACGUCCUUAAGCCCAAGUGACACCGCGACGUACGCAGCUACAUACCCAAGAAAUAUAUUAGACUUCUUCCGGGUCAUGUAGAUAGUGCCACAAGUCAAGCUUCAGAUGCUGCAGACUCAGUUGCUGGUGGCCGCUUAGACACAUAGCAGACCAAAUCUUCAAUCCAUCAUAAUUGGAUUACACUUUGCAAUUAGGAAUUACAAUUUCAGGCUCAUCCAUGAAAGCGCACUUACCUGCAUAGGGAGCUUUAUGGUAUGUAUGCUGUUUUUAACAUGAGCCAGAAAUUAUAGUUCCUAAUCGUAAAAUGCUAUCCAAUUUAAGGCACCCUGUCACAACAACAUUUUUAACAUUAACUGUAACCAAGUGGACAUCAACUGUACAAAGCAGAGCAGUUAUAACCAUAACAAUGGAGUUCUUGCGUACCACAAGGAAUCUAGAUUUAAUUAGUUUUUCGUAGCUAAAAUUUUGCGCGAAACACUUCUGGUGCUACUGGUUGUCUCUGAACUAACUUCUAUGCUAUAAUAAAGCUCUCAAAGUUGAGGCCGUAAUGGAUGGAUCGCCUGUCCAUCUUCGUAUCCAGUCAAACUCUCUGUGUGCAGAUAAGAAACAGAUAAAUUUGCAUCGUUGCCAUGGCUUCGGUCUUAGAGUCUUCGUGCAAAGUGGCAAUCAUGCCAAUAUAUUUUCUCUCUAUCUAUUCUAUCUAUCUCUAUCUGUAUCUAUAUCUCUAUCUAUCUCUAUUCUCUCUAUCUAUCUCUAUUCUCUCUAUCUAUAUCUAUCUCUCUAUCUAUUCAUGAAAAUUUUGACCGGAAAUAAUAAGGGCAAACGAUCCCCUCCAUUACGAUCUGUGAGAGAUUUUUUGAGGUCAGGAGUUAUUUCAAAGAAAAUCAUCGUGUUUCCAGGAAAAGUAUACGUACAAAAAAGUCCCAGGAUCGCAAAUCCUUGAGGCAUCCAAGAGCUUCAUUCCCACUUAUUUUAUUUUAAACUUGGAGGUUUUUUUUAUAUGAAAGAGGAGAAACGCUCAAAUUUUCUCGUUAUCCUCUCUAGAUAGAUCAAUGAAAACCAUGUAUACGAUUGAAAGCUAAGUGUGCAUGAAAGAAGCCCUCAAAUAUACAGCAAAUAUACGGGCGCAUGGAUGCGACUUAUUCAAUGUACACAGGGAUUGAAUCGCAAAUCGACUUUUUUUUUGCAUAUUACGUAUUGCAUAUUGUGAGUCAUAAAAUCUCCAUGUCUCUAGAAUUUAAGAUUUGAUUUGCUACGGUUCAAAAGUUAAUUCUCUCAAUAUUAAAUACUUACUUUUUUUCUGAAUGAGAAGAAAGGUGAACAGUUUCCCAAAGGUGCUUCGGAUUUUCCUUAAUUUAAUUAAAAUACUUUUAAGAGCCAAUUCCUUCGACCGUAAGAGAAUAUAAUGGAAUAUUUUUUUUAUAUUUUUAUUUUUUCUCAUUUGUGUUGAGUUUUUCCCCGGUGUAUAUUAAGACGAAAAUAACAUCUUUUGUUUGAAUGUCCACAA